AUGGACGAUUCAUCUGGUUUGGAAUUGGUCAAGGUGAGGUCCGGCACGCGUUGGGGACAGAGAUUCGCAUAUCAAGCCGUUGAUGGAGCCGACUAUGUGGGGAGAGGUGAAGCGUGGGUAUUCGAAAGGGAAAUCGAGAGGCCCCAACCAGGAAGAGUCGGCAGGGCGAUGGUGAUCGUUGUCAAGCAACAGGUACCACUCUACUACAGGCUCGUGAGGGCCCCGGAGUUGAGGGAGUGGCGCUUUGAGGAGAGGUGCAAGGACCUGAAUUCGGGGCUGCCUAUCAUCGACUUCCACGAUUUGCAUACGCUCCGAAGACGGAGCAAAGCUUUUACGGGCAGUCUCGUCAGGAUUUCAACCAACACAUCUUCCCCC
Molecule: messenger RNA, 375 nt
Organism: Striga asiatica
Lineage: Eukaryota; Viridiplantae; Streptophyta; Magnoliopsida; Lamiales; Orobanchaceae
Source: the annotation of a GenBank genome assembly